UCUGCGUACAUUUAAAUUAAACGGAAGUGUUCAAUAAAAAAGAAGAGGAAGAGGAGGACAUAUAUUAUGGCCAGCUCGAACGUAUCUGAUUGGGACGAGGCGCUGCCUUCGUCGACACCGGAGGAGGCCGAAGAGGAGGAUACAGACUACUGCAGCCCGGAGAAUCGCAAGAAACGGCAGGAGGAGAAUGUCUCCAAGCUGCAGUCGUAUGUGCGCCGCAUGGCCUACCAGCCAGCGUUGCCGCCCAAGGCUCGAGCCUACGACGUGGCCCUAUCGAGGCCCAAAAAGCUCACGGUCAUGGACAACUAUGAGCAAUUCAAGGAAAUCUACGAUCCCAAACUGAGGGCCAAGCGCAUCAAGCGCAUGUUGGGCAAAUAUAAUGCCAUUACCACAGAGCAGCUCGAGGAUGUGCUAAAGAAUACCAAGAAGAAGGAGCGCCGCAAGGAGGACUUCCUCAAGCGCAAACAGGAAUUGUACUACAAUAUGCUGACCAAAAUGGAGCGCCAGUGUCGCUCACAAUAUCUGAAUGUGCUGAUCAAGAAGUUUGCGAAAUUCAUUGCCCACUUGGCGACUACAAUGCGCAUACCGCCGCAGCUGGUCGAUCCGUACGCUCGGAUGCAACGCGGCAUAUUCUGCAACAUAUUGCUGGCGAUUGGCGUGCAGCCCACAUCGCAGUCGGCGAUCUACUACACCAGCCAGGAUGCCAUUGAGUACGAUGUGUGCCAUCGUUUGGCCCACGCGCUGCUCAGCUUGAUUAUCAAGGCGCUGGAUACGGCGGCCACACGCGAACCCAAUGAGACACCGAAACCCUCAACGGACCUUGACUUCAAGAUGGACAACUAUAUCAAAGAGCGUCUCAUGUGCGCCGCCAAGAAGAAGAUCAGAAACGAGCAGCGUCGCAAGCGGCAAUCGACGUUGAAUUUGAAUGCUUUUCAGAAAUGCUCCCGCCUCGACUGCGAGUAGCUCCGGACACCGGACACGAAUCGGACUCAGCAUCAACGGGAUCUGUAUUCCGUCCACCACUUGCUGUAAUUCAUAUUCCGCAGUCCGAGCGCAGCGAGUUUCUCCAUUCUCUAAUGCAUUUCAUACAUCGAUUCUUGUAUACAUUUUGUUAGUACUGAUUCGGGAUCAUUUAUCCCCUCAAAUAUAUUUGUAUUUG
Messenger RNA from Drosophila arizonae, 1159 nucleotides. RefSeq lists its product as uncharacterized. The record is from RefSeq and is a predicted model, not a curated record. NCBI's taxonomy places the organism in Eukaryota, Metazoa, Arthropoda, Insecta, Diptera, Drosophilidae.